Messenger RNA from Anopheles maculipalpis, 518 nucleotides. RefSeq names its product DNA-directed RNA polymerases I, II, and III subunit RPABC2 (gene RpII18). Gene Ontology annotation, molecular function: DNA binding; DNA-directed RNA polymerase activity. The transcript is spliced from 3 exons. Gene Ontology annotation, biological process: DNA-templated transcription. Bases 80 to 475 code for a protein of 131 amino acids. NCBI's taxonomy places the organism in Eukaryota, Metazoa, Arthropoda, Insecta, Diptera, Culicidae. Gene Ontology annotation, cellular component: nucleus; RNA polymerase II, core complex; RNA polymerase III complex. The record is from RefSeq and is a predicted model, not a curated record.
UAAACAACGCACUUCGGCCAAAAACAGCGUGUUGUGAUAUUGGUGGGAAUUUUAGCCGUUUUUUACCUACUAUUUCACCAUGGAUGAUGGCGAUUACGAUCACGAUGAUGUCGGCGGGGAUGACUUCGACGAUGUCGAGGAGGACGACAACAUCGACGAGCUUAACCAGGAGGAGGAUGGAGACAACAUCGAAAUCAUCAAUCCGGGCCAGGCCGGUGGUGGCGUACCGAAGAACAAGCGCAUCACGACCAAAUACAUGACCAAGUACGAACGGGCCCGAGUGCUCGGUACACGUGCACUCCAGAUUGCCAUGUGCGCACCGAUCAUGGUCGAGCUGGAAGGUGAAACGGAUCCACUGCAGAUAGCGAUGAAAGAGCUGAAACAGCGCAAAAUUCCCAUCAUCAUACGGCGCUACCUUCCCGACUCAUCGUACGAAGAUUGGAGUAUCGAUGAGCUAAUUAUAAUUGACCAUUAAGCGGAUAGUAUUGUAAAGGUAUAUAUUGUGAAGAAAAGUGAAG